UGUCUCCUUCACUCGCGUUCAGUAGCGAUCGGGCUGCGCUGGGGCACACUCAAGCGCAUGUUUUUUAAAUAGAACACCUUGAACUCUAAAUAUCCGUAAACAUCUUAAAUGUUUUAACUUAUAGCUAAUGUUGUUUUACAAAGUGCAAGUGAGACAGGAUGUACGGAUUCAGUAAAGUGGGAACGAGGCAGGUGAUGAGAUGGAGGGAGUGUCGGUUAUUUGACAGAAUGAAAUAUCAUUCUGGAGCCGGCGUGUUCGGUCAUCGACCGCGAACAGAAAGCCAGUGUGAAACGCCACAAGAAGUACUCGUGAAGAGAUACGAGAACUGCCGCGCGCAGCAACUAGUCGACGCCUAUCGCACCCACGGACACCUUAAAGCUACCAUUGAUAACGUAGAAUACAAGAGCGUUGACAGGAACUUGAAAGUGUUGGAGCCGUCCCGAUACGGGCUGUCGGCGCAGGACGCUGUUGACGCGGGCAUCGUGUACGGCGCCGACGGCAAGCGCGCCGUGGCCGACCUCGUCGACCAGCUCGAGCGGAUAUACUGCGGACCGAUUUCUUAUGAAUUCACACAUUUAGAGACAGAAGCCGAGCGAGAAUGGUUCGCACAACGAGUGGAGAGCGGAGUAGACCACAUAGACAAGACACGUCGACUGGAAAUAGCCAAAGAGCUGCUGCAGUCACAGGCGUGGGAUAAGUUCUUGGCAGUGAAGUUUCCCUCCAUCAAGCGGUAUUGCGGAGAGGGCGCUGAAUCGCUUCUAACGUUCUUCUCGACGCUGUUUGAACUGACUACCUCAGAGGGAGUCCAGCAUGUGACAGUGAACAUGGCGCAUCGUGGUAAGCUGAACACCCUGACAGGGCUGCUGGGCUGUCCGCCAGUGAGGAUAUUCCACAAAUUCAGUGGGCAACCCGAGUUCCCUGAGGAGGCCGGCGCCGCCUGCGAUACGGUCAUGCAUUUCAGUUCUUCAUCAGACAUAGUCCGAAAUGGUAAAUCAGUUCGAUUUUCUCUCAUCAACUGCCCGUCUCAUUUGGAGGCCGCCAACCCAGUGGCUAUGGGCAAGGCGCGAUCGAAACAACUGCAGUUGAAAGAAGGGGAUUACUCGACAGACGGUUCCUCCAAGAUGGGAGACAAAGUAUUAAAUUUGCAAAUCCACGGUGAUGCAGCCUUCACCGGGCAGGGCAUCAACCAAGAGGGCCUUAUGCUGUCCCGUGCGCCGCACUUCGACAUCGGCGGAUCCAUACACGUCAUCGUCAACAACCAAGUGGGAUUCACAUUGCCUGCUCACCGUGGACGGUCCUGCCGUUACGUCACAGACUUGGCGAAGACAAUAGCGGCUCCCGUCAUUCACGUCAAUGCCGAUCACCCAGAGUUAGUCCAGAAAGCAACAAAUAUUGCGUUCGAAUAUCAGCGGCAGUUCCGCAAGGACGUCUUCUUGGACUACAACUGCUUCCGGCGCUGGGGUCACAACGAGGUCGACGACCCCACCUUCACCAACCCUCUGCUCUACAAGGUCAUACACAACCGCAAAACAAUUCCUGAUCUGUAUGCAGAAAAACUAGUGUCGGAAGGUGUUAUGAAAGAAGACGAAAUCCAAAACAUUUCAGCUGAUUACACGAAAUAUUUACAAUCACAAUUAGAAGCUGCAAAUUCUUAUAAACCUGAGGCUUCGUACUACCAAGAGCAGUGGUCCGGCAUGGGAGGUGCGCCGCGCGCCGUUGAAACCUGGGACACGGGUGCAGACCUGAAUUUACUGCAAACCGUCGGGCGCGCCUCUGUUCAUACUCCUAGCGACUUUAACAUCCAUCCACAUUUAGCAAAGAUGCACGUGAACAAUCGCAUAUCAAAAUUAACAGAUGGGAAAGCGCUGGAUUGGGCGACAGCUGAAGCUUUGGCAUUUGGUUCGUUGCUAAUGGAGGGUGUGAACGUGCGGCUGAGCGGCGAGGACGUCGGCCGCGGCACCUUCUCCCACCGGCACGCGAUGCUGGUCGACCAGGACACCGAACACAUCUACAUACCGCUCAACCACAUACAUCCCGAGCAGAAAGGAUUUCUAGAGGUAGCAAACUCCAUCCUGUCAGAAGAGGCGGUGCUCGCCUACGAAUACGGGAUGGCGUACGACUCGCCCGCAAACCUGUGUAUUUGGGAAGCGCAGUUUGGAGACUUCUACAACGGCGCGCAGAUUAUCGUUGACACUUUCAUCGCUUCUGGAGAAUCAAAAUGGAUGAGAAGCAACGGACUAGUAAUGUUGCUGCCACACGGCUACGACGGUGCAUGCUCAGAACACUCUUCGUGCAGGGUGGAGCGAUUCCUGCAACUAUCGGAUAGUAAGGAGGCCUCCCCGGACUCCGAGGCUGUGUGCCUCCACAUCGCCAAUCCUACGACGCCAGCGCAAUACUUCCAUCUCUUAAGAAGACAGAUGGUGCGCAACUACAGGAAGCCGCUGGUGGUGGUGGCGCCAAAAAUACUGCUGCGGUUGGCCGACGCGGUAUCGCCACUGCAGGACUUUGCACCCGGCACACAUUUCAAUCCCGUUAUUGGUGACCCACUAGCCGACCCCCUGAAGGUAAAACGGGUGAUCCUGGUGAGCGGCAAACAUUACUACGAGCUGCACAAAGAGCGCGUGAGCGCCAGGAUCGAAGAUGUAGCCAUCGUGAGGCUGGAGUCACUCAGUCCCUUCCCCCUGCAGGCGCUGCAGGCCGAGCUCGACAAAUAUGGCAAUGCUAGAAAAUUCAUAUGGAGUCAAGAAGAACAUAGAAAUAUGGGAGCGUGGACCUUCGUCAAACCUCGAUUUGAAAAUUUAUUAGGCAGAAAGUUGGUGUACGCGGGCCGAGCUGAGGCGCCGACACCGGCCGUGGGGGCGGGCGUGCUGCACCGCAGGGAAGUUGAACAAAUCCUCCGUGAACCGCUUUACAACAUCAAAUGAUUCGUUCGAUCAAAUGAUGAUUCGGUCCGAUUACUAAUCAAGACUUCAAGGGAAAAACGAUAAGACUCCGUUCUUAUAUCCACUCACAUUGUUAUUUAUAAGAUGGUCUAUGUAAACAUAAAAUAAAAAUAGAUAAUUCAGCCUAUAUAGGUACAUAUACAAUACAUUCCCCCGCUGGGCACAGGGCUCUUCUCGCUCGCGAGAGGGCUUGGGCUAUGUAUGCAAACAUAUGUAUAUUAUCUUUCUUAUUAGGUAGGUACUUACCUAAUUGUUUUGCAAUCACAUGUACCGGACAGGGUAUUACAAAGUUGCAUUUAAUUUUUAUACACACUGUAUACAUUUUUACUCAAAAGUUUGCUUUUUUUAAUGUGCUUUCGGAUAAUUUCGAACGAUGCAGCCUUAUGAAUAGGUAAGGAAGCUAUUCUAUUCUAUCUAUCCAAUUGCUUUGUCCAAUGUAUAUUGUGUUUCACAUUAGAGAGUGAGACGCAAUGACGUUGGGCAAAGAAAUUAUCGGACAGGUGGAAAACCACCCGCUAAGAUAAUAAUUAAUAACACUAUCCUAGUGAUGAUAUUGUUGUUUGAAUGGUAUGGUAAGCAAAAUGUUUUAAAAUUGCUCGAACAAUCGUUGUUGUGAGUGGACCGAAUUAAACUCUAGUCUAGGCCAGUUUUUUUUA
Messenger RNA from Cydia fagiglandana, 3598 nucleotides. RefSeq names its product probable 2-oxoglutarate dehydrogenase E1 component DHKTD1 homolog, mitochondrial. The coding region runs from base 159 to 2924 and encodes 921 amino acids. Gene Ontology annotation, biological process: tricarboxylic acid cycle. The transcript has 20 exons. The record is from RefSeq and is a predicted model, not a curated record. Lineage: Eukaryota; Metazoa; Arthropoda; Insecta; Lepidoptera; Tortricidae. Gene Ontology annotation, molecular function: thiamine pyrophosphate binding; oxoglutarate dehydrogenase (succinyl-transferring) activity.